Molecule: messenger RNA, 996 nt
Organism: Lottia gigantea (owl limpet)
Lineage: Eukaryota; Metazoa; Mollusca; Gastropoda; Lottiidae
Exons: 9
Coding region: 1-996 (331 amino acids)
Biological process (GO): carbohydrate metabolic process
Molecular function (GO): hydrolase activity, hydrolyzing O-glycosyl compounds
Source: RefSeq, a predicted model, not a curated record
AUGAGGGGUGCAGUCAUAUUUAGGGAAGAUUUUAAUGGGCAACAUUUGAAUUUAAACAACUGGGUGAUUGAUGUGACAGCCACUGGUGGUUGGCACAACGAGUUCCAGGUUUACACAAAUGACCUCAGAAAUGUAUAUCUGAAAAAUGGUUAUCUCUACCUAAAACCAACUCUAACUAUUGAUAGUGGACAUUUUACUGAUUACGAUCUUUGGCAUGGUACUAUGGAUGUAAAAAAAACUUGGGGAACAUGUACAAACAAUGGCUCUAAUGGGUGUUAUCGUGAUUCAAAGAAUGGGCUGUUACCACCAACUUGUUCUGGAAAGGUUCAAAGUAAACCAACGCUUAAAUAUGGUACAGUAACAAUAAGAGCUCAAAUUCCCCGUGGUGAUUGGCUCUUGCCAGCUAUGUGGUUGAUGCCUCAGAAAAGUGUGUAUGGUGGAUGGCCAAAGUCUGGUGAGAUUGAUAUGAUGGAGGCAACAUGCAAUGAGUUUAUGGAAUAUGCUAAUGGUCAGAAAGUUGGCGUUCAAAGGGUUACUGGUAGUUUUCACAUGGGACCUGCAUAUUCAGCCGAUCACCAUGUAACUGGAGCUCAGUAUAAGAAACAAGGAGAUUGGCAUGGUUUUCAUACGUACAAAUUGGAGUGGACUCCCGACCAUCUUAUAUUAUAUGUAGACGAUCUUAUAAUCACCAGAAUUGAUAUACCUAAUGGAUCUAACGUUUGGAAGCAUUUCAACUUCCAUGGCAACAAUCCAUGGACACAUGGCUCUAAAAUUGCUCCAUUUGAUCAGGAGUUCUAUUUGAUAUUGUAUAACUCUGUUGGUGGAGCUACGGGUAUAUUUGGUGAUAGUACUAAAUACGCCUAUCCUAAACCAUGGAAGAAUAAUGCAACAAAUCCCCAGGCAGAUUUCUGGAACGGUAAAAACCAUUGGUUACCAACGUGGCAUGGUGAUGAUGUGGCUAUGCUUAUUGAUUAUGUUGAAUUCAGACAUCUAUAA